Messenger RNA from Exophiala viscosa, 2246 nucleotides. Its product is annotated as asparaginyl-tRNA synthetase. Bases 324 to 2042 code for a protein of 572 amino acids. Gene Ontology annotation, cellular component: cytoplasm. Gene Ontology annotation, biological process: asparaginyl-tRNA aminoacylation. The record is from RefSeq and is a predicted model, not a curated record. The transcript is spliced from 2 exons. Gene Ontology annotation, molecular function: asparagine-tRNA ligase activity; ATP binding; nucleic acid binding. Lineage: Eukaryota; Fungi; Ascomycota; Eurotiomycetes; Chaetothyriales; Herpotrichiellaceae.
GGCCCAUUCGACCGCGCGGGAAAAUAAUUAUCGUGAUCAUUGUUGGCCUGCCACCUUAUCAAGUUCCCGGAGCCAUAUUUCUUACAAGGGCUAAUAAAGCAUCACACCGCACAUUAGUCCAGAUUCAACGCUCAACUGGCCUGAGUACCCUUUCCACUCAUACUGGGCAUCGGGUAACAGAUCGGCAAGGUUAAAAGACUCAUCGCAGCCUUGCACUGUCACCACCCCAGUCUUACAUGAGUCACAUGUCCUUUUCUUAAACCGAUAUCAGUCAAACAGACACUAAACACCUUGACGAUAAUUCACGAUUCCUGACAAACAAGAUGGCCGAACCUAUCUACAUUGACGAGGAUACGGGCAAGGAUGGCGACUCAGCCGUUGGCACUGAGGGCCAACCUUACAAAACCCUUCUUUAUGCCAUGAUUCAACAUCCUCCUGAGACCGCAUCAUAUCUGACUCGAAAAUCAGAAACCGGCCCAGUCGAUGCCAAUGGUGAUCCAGCUUCUCGACUAGAAUGGAAACCCGCCAGCAAAUCCGCCUUGAAGAAAGCCACCAACCUCUUUGAACAACACAAACGUAAGCAGGCCAAGGCUUCGGAGUUGGCCAUCCGAGAGAAUGCAGAAGCUAUGAAACGACAGCAAGUGCUAGAAGAAGCCAAGAAAGUUGUCAUCGAGGAAGAUGCCAACCUACCAGCCCCGAUCAAGAUCCGCCUUGAUGAGACUGAUCCUGAAAAGAUCAAGCUUGGUACUGCUGAGAACCCGGGCACUCGCGCUCGAGUCCUAGGCAGAGUCCACCACCUUCGAUCCCAGAAAGACGUUAUCUUUGUCACGCUCAAGGAUGGUUACGGCCACAUGCAAUGCGUCUUCACCGGCAAGCUGAUCAAAACAUACGCUGCCAUGACCUUGACACUUGAGACCUCCUUGGCCAUCCACGGCGAACUGAGAUCUCUGCCACCCAAAGCCCAUGCACCUCUCGACCGCGAAAUGCACGCCGACUUCUUCUCUGUUAUCGGCACUGCUGUCGGUGACAAAGAUGCCAUCACGAACAAGGUCCAGGAAGGCGGUGACCCUCAAACUCUCCUUGACAACCGACAUCUCGUCCUCCGAGGCGACAUGGCAUCCUCCGUCAUGAAGGUCCGCGCCGCCGUGACCCGAGCAUUCCGUCAGACCUACGUGGAAACUCGACUGACAGAAGUGACACCUCCAGCCAUGGUCCAGACCCAAGUCGAAGGCGGCGCCACGUUAUUCGAGUUCAACUACUACGGUGAAAAGGCCUACCUGACACAAUCUUCGCAGCUGUACCUGGAAACAUGUCUCGCAUCGAUGGGCGACGUCUUCUGCAUCUGCCCGUCCUUCCGUGCCGAGAAGUCCCUCACCCGCCGCCACUUGUCCGAGUACACGCACAUCGAGGCCGAAUUGGACUUCAUUGUGUUUGACGAUCUUCUCGACCAUCUCGAGAACGUCAUCUGUCGGGUCAUCGACAUCACGCUUGCCGACCCCGUCACCGCCUCGUAUGUCAAGGAACUCAACCCCAACUUCACUCCUCCUUCGCGCCCCUUCCGUCGCAUGAAGUACGCCGAUGCGAUCGAGUGGCUCAAGGAGCACGACAUCCCCAACGAAGAGGGUCAGCCACACGCCUUUGGCGACGACAUUGCCGAGGCCGCCGAGCGCAAAAUGACUGACAUACUCAACGUGCCAAUCUUUCUGACGCAUUUCCCCGUCGAGAUCAAGGCUUUCUACAUGAAGAAGGACGAUUUGGACAAGCGCGUUACCGAGAGUGUGGAUGUCCUGAUGCCUGGUGUUGGUGAAAUUGUCGGAGGAAGUAUGCGUAUGGACGAUUAUGAGGAACUCAUGGCUGCGUAUAAGCGUGAAGGUAUCGACCCCGGCCCGUAUUACUGGUACACUGAUCAGAGACGAUACGGCACCUCCCCUCACGGCGGAUACGGCUUGGGAUUGGAACGCUUCCUGGCUUGGAUGUGCGGCAGAUUCACUGUCAGGGAAUGUGCUCUGUACCCUCGCUUCGCGUACAGAUGCACACCUUGAUUGGCAUUACGAACGAUGUCAUUCUCGUAAGGCAAUUGAUACGACGUGAGAAAUGCGAUGACUGUGGCAAGAGUCACCAAGAGGUGAGGAUGUGAACCCUGAUGAGGACUACGCCGGGGCUACAGUGAGCGACGAGACAAUCGACGGCAUCCAUAGACGAGGAGUUGAAGAAAUCCAAUAAUGUCAGAUAGAGAACACCUGACA